Molecule: messenger RNA, 2053 nt
Organism: Aedes aegypti (yellow fever mosquito)
Lineage: Eukaryota; Metazoa; Arthropoda; Insecta; Diptera; Culicidae
Gene: Gr5
Product: gustatory receptor for sugar taste 64e
Exons: 6
Coding region: 385-1689 (434 amino acids)
Biological process (GO): detection of chemical stimulus involved in sensory perception of taste; sensory perception of sweet taste
Cellular component (GO): membrane
Molecular function (GO): sweet taste receptor activity
Source: RefSeq, a predicted model, not a curated record
UAUAACUCUUACAGUCUAUCAAAAAAUCAUUGCUUUGUGUGAGUAAACUGUAGAAAUAUGAGACAAUGCAUCAAACAGAUGUCCAGCAGAUCCAUUACGUUUUGACUGCUGAGUUGCGUGAUUGAUAAUUCACGCAUGAACAAUUUCAAUUGUGAUAUAUGACAAUUUGAGUUUCUCACAACACUGCCUGCCUUCCCCCUGAUCGAAUUGCUGACCACGCUUAUGCUUCUCGGUCAUAUUUGGAAUACUUGGUUUGCCAUGACGAUGCACAUCAGACGACCAGGGAAAGAAAUCUUUAAUGAGCUUAUUUGGGACUUGGAUCUGGACGCAAAGUUUGGCAAGCAGUAAUUGCUGAGCCAGAAUUGACGCUAGAAGGACGUCAAAAUGCCCGGCAACUUUGGCCGAAACGACAGACAUGUGAUUCUCGUUCGCUCCAAGGUGGGCGACUCUUCUUCGUUCGAAAGGGAAUUUUACCGCCAACGACAGGUCAAUCUGGACCAAGAAGGAAGCUACCUGGCGGUGUUCCGACCGGUGAUCAUACUUGGGCAGGUGUUUGCCAUUUUCCCGGUGGUUGGAUAUGGAGUCGCCUUGGCCGAACGUAUCCAGUUCAAGUGGUGUUCCCUUCGGAUGCUGUACACGAUGAUGUUUCAAUUAGGUGGGGCGAUCAUGUCUGGGUUUUCACUGGCCACUUUCUGGACGACGGGAGUUGAAUUUUCGAAAAUUUUAUCUUGGAUGUUCUUUACGAUCAACCUAUCGAUUACGAUCGGAUUCACGGUGUUGGCCCGCCGAUGGUCCGCCAUGAUGACCGAAUGGGAAAACACCGAACAGAGUCUACCGUUUCGUCCUCAGCUGACGGCCAGUAAUAGACGGGUUCGCCGCAAAGUGAUAACCAUAAUGGUUACGCUCAUGUUGAGUGCCUUAUUCGAGCAUGCUUUGGCCAAGCCUUCCGGACUCUACCGGGCGUACAAAUGUGGCAUCAAAGAUCUUCUGGAGGCUCACCUGAUGCAAGCGUUUCCGGAAAUGUUCUCCUUCAUCCCGUACGACAUCUACGUGGGAUUCGUGGCCCAGGUUGUGACCUCGGUGUUGACCUUCUACUGGAACUACGUGGAUCUGUUUUUGAUUGUACUCAGUAUCGGAUUGCGGCAAAGCGUCCGCCACGUCAACGAGAUAAUACUGAACUCGAAGGCACAAUACCAUUCGGACACGUUUUGGCAUGACUACCGCAAGCAUCACCAGAGAGUGUGCAAUUUGGUGCACAUUGUUGGUCAAAAUGUAGCCUAUCUGGUGGUAAUUUCCUUUGCGAACAAUAUGUUCUUCAUCUGCAUUCAACUGAUUGGAGUUUUGAAGCCCUAUCCUGGUAUCAUAGUCGCGAUAUAUGUGUGGUAUUCGCUAGCUCACCUGAUGACUCGAAUGGUAAUGGUGGCUGUAUACGCUGCAGCCAUUCACGACGAAUCGAGAAGGAUUCUGCCAACUUUUAGGACACUUCCUACGCAAUAUUACAGCAAAGAAGUACAACGCUUUCAUCAACAGAUGGAGAACGAAACGGUAGCUUUAUCUGGAUUCAGAUUUUUCCAUCUCACGCGGAAGCUGAUAUUGAAGAUAUCGGGUACGAUUGUGACGUAUGAAUUGGUUCUACUUCAAGUGAACGACGCCGAAGAGAAAAACGGAGACCAGAAUCCCUGCACCUAGAGAUUUUCAGAAGAAAUAUUGUUUUCAUAUGUUUUUAAUUCACUUUAUUGGUAUGAUUUUAAACAUGACAUUAAUUUCUUAUAUCUAGGUGUAUUAUGUUAGGCAACACUAUCAUCCUAAUUUAGUAAAACUAAAUUAAGCUUCUAUUAACAUAUUACAUUUCAUCUGCUUCAGAUGUCCUCUGAUGUUUUCAGAUGUUUUAGGCGACCAGUAUUUUAAUAAAGCUACCUGCAUCUAAUCCAUACUGCAUCAGUAAAUUGUUCUGAUUUUCAACAGUCUAAUAUUACAAAUCUUGCAUUCUUAAAUGGCCGAUGUUCAGAAUGAUCACACUUGUUGAUAUUUUGGCCUUACAAUAAUUAGCCAA